Molecule: messenger RNA, 2370 nt
Organism: Ustilago hordei
Lineage: Eukaryota; Fungi; Basidiomycota; Ustilaginomycetes; Ustilaginales; Ustilaginaceae
Exons: 2
Coding region: 1-2370 (789 amino acids)
Source: RefSeq, a predicted model, not a curated record
AUGUCCCUCCCCAACCAAAACGCUCCUCGUGUGCGCCGUCACAAGCGUCGCAUCAAUGAUGACGGUUCUGAUCUCGCUCUUGCUGUUCGAUCUUUUGUCGACUCUCAGCAGCCUGCUGAUGAGCAAGACCUUUUCGCUCGGCAGGCAGAUGGUGCGAACCAUAUCGGUCCCGGUCGUGGUGUUAGCGCUCCCCCCAUGGGCGGUGGAUUCGGUGAUGACCAUGACACCGACUCCACUACCAACGCUGAUGCUGACGCUGAUGCCGACGCUGAUGCCGCUACUUCUACCACCACCCGUGGCGCCGGCAUGGUUCGCCCUACUCCUACUGUCACCACCCCAACUUUGACUAGAAACCUGUUCCCCCCCAUCACUACCACCACCACCAGCGCCGCCGCUGUCACCACUUCCUCAUCUCAAGGCUUCCUCGAUGGUAUUCUAGACUCUAUCUUUGACCCCACCACCACCUCUUCCAGCACUCGCGCCACUUCCACUUCCAGCUCCUCCUUCUCCUCCACCACCGCCACCUCGUCGUCGAGCACAAGGUCGAGCUCCACCAGCAGUGCCUCUUCUUCGGUUAGUAGCCCUUCUCAGUCUCCUUCUAGCACAACACAGCAAUCCGACGCGCAAGAAACUUUGACUCGAAACAACAACAAUAACAACAACAACAACAACAACAACAACAACAACAACAACAACAACAACGAUGAUGAUGAUGAUGAUGAUGAUGAUGAUGAUACAGAUGAGAAUGAUUCUACCUCGAUUGGUGUUCUGCUAAAUAUGCCCCUUGGCCCCAUGUUAUCGCUUAGUCUGUUUCCCUGUUGCUCCAUGCGCUUGGUCGCAAAGAUCGUUUCAUCGCCCGACAAUGGCGCUUUACUCCUUGAUAUCACUAGCUUCUCACUCACCAACAACACCACAUCUCAGCUCAGAUCAUCUGCAGCCCGAGGCUCCCGCCCUCCAGAUCAAGAACGCCUCCUCGACCCAUCCUACCUCGGAUUGCUCGAGGCACUCAGCUCUCUUCUACCUUGCUUUGCAUCACAUAGCAACAUGUCCCGCACGCCCAUCGUCCCGAUCACAGCCACCGCCGUUGUCACCUCGACCCCAACCGCCUCCAUUGCCGCCUCCACCGCCUCCUCCACCCCGAAAUCCACCGCCUCCUCCGCCGGCCCGAUCAUCGGCAUCGUCGCCGGCUCUCUCGUCGGAGUUGUUGUUCUCUCCGGCCUCGUCGGUUUCCUCUUUAAGAAAUACCGCAACAAAGAGGACCCCUACGAAGCCAACCCGUUUGACCGCGAUGCAUUCCAACGUCACUCGACCAUGAUCCCCGAUCGCUUUGACUCGGACGAUGGCCAUGGCGGUAGCCCGGGCGCAGGUGCAAUCGGCUCUGAAAUGUCCGAGCACUACCAGCAGUACAACAACUACGCUCCUCACUACGAAUCCGGUAUUUCCGCUGGCGCUGCAGGUGCGGUUGCCGGUAUGGCCUACAACGAGAGCGGUGCACCUCGCCCACCUCGCCCACCUACCAUGUUCGCAAAACACGCUGCAGGUGUGCAACAAAACGCUGGUCCCCAAGUAGGAGGAUACUACAAGGACGGCGAGUAUUCGAUGCCGGUAGAGGACUACCAUGCACCACCUAAUGCUGCUUUUGCUAACAACCACCACGAGCAGGCUUACUUGGAUCAGCCCGGUUUUGGCGGGCAGGCACAGAGGAGUGUCUCUCCUGCGCCGCAAUUGCCACCUUUGGCUGCGUUCGGUGGGGAUCCCUACAGUAUUGCAGGUGUAGGUAGAGGUCAAGGGCAGCCAAAUGUUGCUAAUCCCUAUGCCCACUUGGAUCGAUCGCUUGCUCCUCAACCUGCAUUCGCUCCGGGUGCGCUUGUUCGCAAUCACACAGCUGGAAGCAACUCGCUCUCGUCCCGUGAUGAGAGCGCUGAUCAACGUCAUGCGUCCAUUUCUGCUGCUGAAGCGCUUGCUGCCGGUUUGGCUCAUCAGUCCAGCUUGAACCACUCAGCUAAUCCUCAACCUGGCCAAAAGGGAGAGUAUGCUACUGCAGCAAGACGUGGUACCAGCCAAGGCACAAGUGCAACUCCUGACCUUGCCAACGUUCAACAGACAUACGCUCAGGACCCUCGAAACCCUUUCGAAGCUCAACAUGAACAGCAGCAGCAACACUACCACCAACAGCAACAGCAGCACCAACAGCAACAGCAGCAACAGCAACAGCAACAGCAACAGCAACAGCAACAGCAACAGCAACAACAGCAACCGGGAUUGCAAGUAAGGAAUCUAGUUCCUAACACUUCUUCUGCUGGUCAGAGACCUAUCUCGAAUGCAAGCUCCUUUGCUGAUCCUGAAGAUGCCUACGGCGGUGUUUACUAA